Messenger RNA from Dreissena polymorpha, 13755 nucleotides. RefSeq lists its product as uncharacterized. Gene Ontology annotation, molecular function: zinc ion binding. The record is from RefSeq and is a predicted model, not a curated record. The coding region runs from base 72 to 1526 and encodes 484 amino acids. NCBI's taxonomy places the organism in Eukaryota, Metazoa, Mollusca, Bivalvia, Myida, Dreissenidae. The transcript is spliced from 14 exons.
UUUAUUGUGGGAAAUGUAUUCAGUUGCAUGAUAAGUGGUUUAAAAAACAUUCAGCGUAUGGAAGGAAUGACAUGAACAAAUGGCCAGUUUCGAAACAGGUGGAGGAAUUUCUAUUGAAGUGUCAAGCGCACAAGGACGACAAAAUUGAAAUGUUAUGUGAUGACCACAGUCAGUUGUGCUGCACAAAGUGUGCCUUAAAUGAUCACAGCCAGUGCAGUAAAGUGACCCAGAUUUCGGAGCUGACCAACUCGCAGUCCACUGGCCUGGAGGGGAUUUCAGUGGAGCUGGAAACUGUCUUGGGGGAAAUUAAAACCCUGCAGAUCAGUCAGGAGGCCAGCAUUCAGUCAUUGCAGAGAACAUACAAUGAACAUAUGGCAGUUAUGAUAGAGCAAAUGUGUGGCAAUUUAAAUACUUAUAUAGAUGAAUGGGAUAAUAAUUCUGUGGGUACAUCAGGCGAUAAUGAGCAAUAUUUAAAAGAAGAGAUGUGUAGGAGUGUUCUCUCUAUCGUGAAUGAAUUUGAUAAUAUUACUGUGAAGGAACUUAACGAGAUGAGAUAUGAAGUUAUAAGCAUAACAGGGUCAAUUACAAGUUCUAUUCAUAAAUGCACCAGUCUUCACAAUGACUUGUUGCAAUUACUUGAAAUCGUUCAGAAAAUUGGAGAUAAUAAGGAGCUCUGCCUUAUAGCCAGCAUAAAAUGUAAGCAUAUAAUACAGCAGGCAUUGACUCUGCUUGGAAAGUCAGGCAAGGUGUUUAAGGUCCAGGGGAAGUCUGAGUACAAUGUGAGAAUACCAAGUGGUUCAGGUAAAUGCUAUAUGACAGGCAUAUGUGUUCUUCCCGAUGGGCAAGUACUGGUUGGAGACUGGAAAAAUGUCAAGCUGCUGAACCAGCAGUACCAGGUGGUGAGUCACUUGGAUGCUUGGCCAUUUGACAUUUGUUUGAUCGCACCGAGUGAGGUUGCUGUGACUGUGAAUGCUAGCAACAUACAUGAGGUCCAGUUUAUUACUGUCAACCAGGGAAAGCUUGUUCCUGGCAGGAAGUUUCAGUUACAACAUGAAUGUAGAGGUAUUGCCCAUCAAAAUGGAGACCUUUUUGUCACCUCUUGUCAAGAACUGUACAAAUACUCACUGAAUGGCAAACUGAUCUGCAGACUCUAUGAAGAUAGAUCAGCUGAUUGGACAGUAGACAGGUGUGCUGUGAGUCCCACAGGAGACAGGCUGUACAUCAUCAGCUACAGGCAGGACAAGCUUCUCACCCUGGCCAGGGAUGGCACACUCCUGGCUACAUACUCAGACCCAGCACUACAUGGCUCACAUGGUCUACAUGUGACCCCUGCAGGCCAGGUGCUGGUCUGUGGAUACAUGUCCGACACUGUACUACAGGUGGGCUGGGAGGGAGAGAGUAAGCUGGCUAAUCUUGCUACUCAGGAGGAUGGAGUGAGGCUCCCAGUGUCAGUCUGCUACAGCAGCACCACAUCAUCCAUCAUUGUGGGACAUGGGGACAGCAUCCAGGUGUUCAGAGUGGAAUAGUGUGUACAUUGGCUGCUGAGUCAGGACAACAAUGAUGAGGAUGUGGUGGACAAGAAUGACCUGAGUACGCAGAAGCAACUGCUCAGCACAGAAGAUGACUGUCUGAUGAAAAGGCUCAGCCGUAUCACAGUCCAGUGAUGAGGGGGGAUGAUGCGGUCGUUCCAUGUCUUAAGAUCACAUCAUGAAAGACAUUUUAGCUGACACUUGGAAGGGAGAGAACUGAAGAUCUGCAACAGCAGUGAGCAUGAGCAUUGUUAUCGAGUUGACGUGGCAACAGCACCAGUCGGACCCCCAGGAGCCUCAGUCCAGGACAACCCUUCCCCUCCCAUGACCCAUCGCUCCACCCCUUUGACCUCCUGCCUCAAAGCUUCUUUGAACAAUACCAUUCUGCUGGAAUGUCUGAGCAAGUUGAGUUUUCACAAGCUGUUGUCAACAACUGCCGUCUCUGUGUCGAUCGAUCAGCACUCGAGUCUGAGUAGUUUGUUAAGCUCCAGAGCCGAAAAAUAAAAAGUUGGAAACCUUGUUACAUGCUUUGUGGGACUAACAGAGCAACAGCGAAUAAUGGGAGAAAAUCAAGAAACAGUUAAAGAGUGAAAAUUGGAAGCAUUAGCUAUCCACAGGGGCUACUUCUGAUUUCAAUAGUAGAAGCAUAAUGGACCAUCCUGAUUUGUCCUCUAAUGCGUCCAAAAUGUUCAAAACGAACGUGCUUUUUACGCAGUUGCUGACAAAAAAACUUUGUUAUGAACACUCAUAGCAUGAUGAAUACAUCGAGUGUGGUUCAGGCGCAAAUUCUGCCCAUCAUCAUUAACAAGGUGCUUAAGGUGCAUCCAUCAGGGUUGUUACAAGCACUUCACACUCCAAGACAAAACGGCCUCGCAUUGAAUAGACACUAGAUAAAGCUUGAAAAAUGACAGCAGUUUUGUUGUGUGGUCAAGUAUGCCCUUUGACUCUCAACCCGACAUAAGGUAGAACUCAAACUCGGCCCUCAGCAAUAUCAGCGAGGCUAGCAGUUUUGUUGUUUGGUCCAGUAUGCACUUUGACUCUCAACCUGACAUAAGGUAGAACAGCAGUUUUGUUGUGUGGUCCAGUAUGCCCUUUGACUCUCAACCCGACAUUAGGUAGAACUCAAACUCGGCCCUCAGCAAUAUCAGCGAGGCAAGCAUGUCAUCUCACCUUCUUCAGCCUCAGCAAACAGUAUUAGCCAACAAGACAAACCUCGUUGAAGUAAAUGUUGAUGGCAAUCCGCGCCCCUUUCUUUAACAAAUACUACAACUUGCUCAAGAAAUUAAGUACCAAGACGCCUUGCAUCAGCCUAGCACGCCACAUCUUCUCCAAUGUUGGCUACAGCAACACUUCAAACAGCAGAGCCUUGAUGAGUCCGACUUUCAUCCCAUCGUUGAUGUUGCUUAGCAACGAUUCAAUGCUGGACAUGGACAACUUGUUCCAGACGAGUUGCUGAAGUGGAAAAGAUUUGUCAUUACACAGCAGAUAGAGCAGGCGUUAAGUGACUUUCUGUAAAUGUGACUGACCUCCAUAUGUUGCUCUGAAAUAAUGUGAACCUGACGCCUGAGGAGCAGUCUGUGAUUGACGCCAUUUAGCAGCAGCUGUUUACUGACAUGCCCGGUUUUGGGUUUGUUGAAUUUGGCAUCUGGACUUGCAUCAUCUCUGUCUGUAUCCCAUUCAAAGCAGCAGCAACAUUAACAACAACAACAGAGCCUGUUCCUCCUGGUCCAGGACCUUUUGACAAAUGUUCAAAUAGUACUACCCACAGGAUGAAGCCACUCUGAAUCCGGGGCUCCAUACUUUCUUGGCCAGGGGCCAAGACUACCUCGUCAUUAAGCAGAGCACCAGCAUUGAUAUUGAGUUUGCCCAGCAACCGCACGAGUCCCGCCUGCAGGAGCCCCAGUCCAGAAUGACCCUUCCCCUCCCCUGACUUCUAACUUCUCCCUCUUGACCUCCUGACUCAAAAAUUCAGCAUCGUUGAACAACUCCGUUCUGCAGGAAAUUCUGAGCAUGAUUCUGUUCUGAACAAAUGCAAUGCCCACGUCAACUUGUCCACACAUAAGCCUGGGUAGUUUUGUUAAGCUAGAGUUCCGCGUGGGCCUGAGAGGGACGAGUUUUACAGACACGAAAAGUUAUAGCAGUAGUUAUGGUAACGCUAACAGUCAGUUGCUGCUGUUAGACAUCACAACAAAUAUCAUGAAGAAUAAAAGUGUAAUAACUUGUUCCAAUCUUUAUGGGACAAACAUAAGUUGAACGGGAGAAAAUCAAGGAACAACAAAAUCGUAAGCUCUCCUAGUGGGAUACUUCUGCUGUUGAUAGUUUGGCAACAGUGGGGUUACGGACUUCCCCAGAUUGUCCUCUCAGCGGCCAAAAUAUCAAUAGAACGGACUUUUUGCAAUAUUACUGACAAAGAAAGGCAGUAAUGACUUGGUUGUGAAUACCCAGAGCACGAUACAUCCAUGCUGACACAGAAAGACGGUAAUGACUUGGUUGUGAACACCCAGAGCCCGAUACAUCCAUGCUGACACAGAAAGGCAGUAAUGACUUGGUUGUGAACACGUCGAGCACGAUACAUCCAUGCUGACACAGAAAGGCAGUAAUGACUUGGUUGUGAAAACCCAGAGCACGCUACAUCCAUGCUUACAAAAAAGGCAGUAAUGACUUGGUUGUGAACAUCUUGAGCACGCUACAUCCAUGCUGACAAAAAAAGGCAGUAAUGACUUGGUUGUGAACACCCAGAGCACGAUACAUCCAUGCUGACAAAGAAAGGCAGUAAUGACUUGGUUGUGUACACCUUGAGCACGAUACUUCCAUGCUGACAAAAAAAGGCAGUAAUGACUUGGUUGUGAACACUCAGAGCACAAUACAUCCAUGGGGUGUGCAUCAGAUGGAAUUUUGCCUAUUAUUGUUAACAAGUUGCUAAGAGUGAACACGUCUGGUUUUGUUAUGAGCACUUCCCACUCAGAGCCCAAAGGUCCUCGCAUUGAAGCGAUGCAAAAGAAGACUUUGAAAAAUGACAGCAGUUGUGUUGUGUGGUCCAGUAAUCCUUUCAACUCUCAACCUGAAGUUUAUCAAAACUCAAACUCAGCCCUUUGCAAUAUCACACAUUGCAACACAGUGUACUUUACCAUGAAUGUUUUGCGGUUUAAAACACCAAAAUUUCAAUUAAAAGUUUGUGCUCGUAACAUAUUGAUACAUUGCUAUUCUGAGUUCUAAUUACGAUAUCCUUAAUAUCAAUAAUAGAUGAAAUGUUUGGCAUUAAAAAAACAGGUGUGUAAAGUAAUUUGUUACAGUGCAUAUUCAUUUGUCACUAAAAAAAUUAGGGUUAAGUUUGCUUGUCAUUUCCUUUUUAGCAAACAUUAUUAGACAACAAAACAAACGUCGUUUAAGUGAAAGUCCAAGACAAUUCUGACCUAGUUUGGGAACAAGUACAACAACUAAGUAAAGAAAUUCACUUUGUCUUGCAUCAGCCUACAUGUAGAAAGCCUCUUAUAAACAUCUCCCAAGUUGGCUACAUCAACGCUUCCAACAGCGUAACUUGGCAUCGACACAUUGUUCCGAACGAGUCGCUCAAACUGAAAUGAUCUGAUCCAACAGAGAGCAGGCUCUGCGUGACUCGUCUGUUAAUGUGACUGACCUGGAUAUGUUGCUUUCCAAUAAUAUGAGCCUUACUCCAGAUUAGCUGUCUGCGAUUGACGCAAUUCAACAACAGUUGUUGUCAGGAAUUUCCGGCUUUGGGAUGGCAAUUUGGCGUCGGGGCUUCAUCUCUGUCUUUGGCCUGGUCGCAGCAGAAGCAGCAACAAGAACAACAAUUAAGCCUUUUCCUACAGGAACCCAUGCAAUCAGAGAUCGGUACCUAGCUGAACAACAGGCUGUCUGGUUAGCUGGGCCCAGGGCCCAGUGACACUUCCUGGCCCAGGACCUUGGGGCCAAUGCUCAACUAGUCCUACCCGCAGGGUGGAGCCACACUGAACCUGGGGCUUCAUACUUUCUUGGCCAGGGGCCAAGAUAUCCUCGUCAAUUAGGGACACAUUCCUGGGAUGCCCUAAGGUCUUUCUAUCUGUUCCAAAAGGUCUUAUACUCACAAGUUCAAGCCCAGUAGCGAUGUCCACAUUAUCAAACUCUGCAUCUCAAUAGAAACCCGGAUAGCAAGGCGUUGAGUUUGUUCUUGAAGCAUUUGCACCAGAAGCAGUCAUCAUCUUGAUAUUCUGGAAUCUCCAUGGAGAAGGAACCUCAGUCUGUGAAUGAAAGGCAGAGCAAACCUCAGAUGCCUUUUGACGAAAUCAAACCAUCCAAUCAGAAACACAGACUGUUGCAGCAGUUGUUACUAUAUUGACCCCAGUCAAACCUAAGAAGCUCAGUGAUAAAAACUGAUUGAUCACAACAAUUCAAGUGGAAAGCCACAUGUCAACAACUACAUGUUGUAUGUUGCCAGCCAAGUUGUAUUCAAAGACAAACAAUACUUUAUGCUCUAUUGUGUAUGUGACCAGCCAAGUUGUAUUCAAAGAAAAAGUCAAAAACAAUAGUUUACGUUUUAUUUUUUAUGUGACCAACCAAGUUGUUUGUAUAGGUCCCUGGUUUAGCAAAGCAUUUAAAAUAUUUUUAAAAGCACACAUAUUGCAUGUCUGUUCAAUGUCUUUGCCUGUAUUAUGAAACUUUCACUACAGAUGUUGAUCCUGAUGAUGAUAAAUAAAUGGAAAAUACAAUGUUAUCAAAGAUUUGUUAAGAUUGCCAAAGCUGUUUAAAUGAUGUUGGUAAUUUGAACAAAAUUGAAAAAAACAUUGGAGUGUUUUCAUGUUAUAAGACAUGUUUCAAUUGACUGUUUUUAACCCGUUAAUACAGAUAAGCUAAUGAAAAAUAUUUGUUCAAAAAGAUGUAAAAUGUUUACGCUUCAGAUUUUUGUCUAUCAACCUUCUGAAAACAAUACUAGUCAAUUGGCUCAUUUGGGUCGGUAUUCCAUCAUGAAUCUUUUUUAGUAGCAUACUAUGUAUUUCAUGGGAAAAUAAAUAAAUUCUGGGCAAAAUUAUCUACCUUAAAUAAUCGAUUCUGUAUUUACUACUGGUACUUUGUUGAUUUCAGUGGAUAUUGUUUGUUAAAUGAUUAUAGUAUGACUCUUGUUGAAAAGCUUUAAAUGAAACUGUGAAUUAAAAAAUAAAUAUUUAAUUUGUUUUAGAGUUUAAUGAAAAAUGGCAAAAGAUUGAUAAGUUGUGUUGUUAUAUCAUAUACUAACAUGGUCAUAAGUGUUAAAAUUUGUUUUCAGACGUAAAAGUUUAUUAUGCUUUAUAUUUGUAUAUGUACAUAAAGACGACCAGAUUGUAUCCUCUUUAAUCAGUGAGUAACUUAAUCACGAUUUCUUGAUCACUGUUUCAAGUGUAUAUUUUGCCAUUUAUAAGUAGAUCAACUGUAAAACAAUUGUAUUUUAAAUGUAAUGUAUUCAUUUAUUGUUGCCAUUUUUAUGUCCCCCACUAUAUUAUUGGGGGGACAUAUUGUUUUUGCCCUGUCUGUUGGUUGGUUGGCCUGUUGGUUGGUCUGUUGGUUUGUACCAACUUUAACAUUUGCAAUAACUUUUGCAAUAUUGAAGAUAGCACCUUGAUAUUUGGCAUGCAUAUGUAUCUCAUGAAGCUGCACAUUUUGAGUGGUGAAAGGUCAAGGUCAUCCUUCAAGGUCAAAGGUCAAAUAUAUGGGUCAAAAUCGCUAAUUUAAUGUACACUUUUGCAAUAUUUCAAUAUUCAAGAUAGCAACUUGAUAUUUGGCAUGCAUGUGUAUCUCAUGGAGCUGCACAUUUUGAGUGGUGAAAGGUCAAGGUCAUCCUUCAAGGUCAGAGGUCAAAUAUACGUAGCCAAAAUCGCUCAUUUCAUGAUUACUUUUGCAAUAUUGAAGAUAGCAACUUGAUAUUUGGCAUGCAUGUGUAUCUCUUGGAGCUGCACAUUUUGAGUGGUCAAGGUCAAGGUCAUCCUUCAAGGUCAAAUAUAUGGGUCAAAAUUGCUUAUGUAAUGUCACUUCUGCAAUAUUGAAGCUAGCAAUUUUAUAUUUGAAAUGCAUGUGUAUCUCAUGUAGCUGCACAUUUUGAGUGGUGAAGGAUCAAGGUCAAGGUCAUCCUUCAAGGUCAAACGUCAUAUAGGGGGACAUUGUGUUUCACAAACACAUCUUUUUUUCUACCGGUAUAUGAUGCCCAGCAAAGUACAUACAAAGUCUAUGACUGUAAGUUAGAAUUUGCCAACCAAGUAAUAGGAACAGUCAAUGUUUGGCUACAAAAUGAUCCUGAUGUUUUUUCAGUUAAUCAGUUACAUUAUUAGUUGGCAUCUGUAUUAUUGUGGUAUCUCUGCUAAAAAAUUGUGUGUGUAAUAGCAUGGCCCUUAAUCUAUCAGCCAAUUUCGGCCGCAGUCCCCCACCUGAAAAGUAUACUUUUUUCCCCUUUUGGGGGAAAGAAUUCCCCCUGAAAAAGAAUUUUUAUGUCCCCCACUAUAGUGGUGGGGAACAUAUUGUUUUUGCCCUGUCUGUUGGUUGGUCUGUUUGCGCCAACUUUAACAUUUUGCAAUAACUUUUGCUAUAUUGAAGAUAGCAACUUGAUAUUUGGCAUGCACGUGUAUCUCAUAGAGUUGCACAUUUUGAGUGGUGAAAGGUCAAGGUCAUCCUUCAAGGUCAGAGGUCAAAUAUAUGUGGCCAAAAUCGCUCAUUUUAUGAAUACUUGUGCCAUAUUGAAGAUAGCAACUUGAUAUACGGCAUGCAUGUGUAUCUCAUGGAGCUGCACAUUUUGAGUGGUAAAAGGUCAAGGUCAUCCUUUAAGGUCAGAGGUCAAAUAUAUGUGGCCCAAAUCGCUUAUUUUAUGAAUACUUUUGCAAUAUUGAAGAUAGCACCUUGAUAUUUGGCAUGCAGGUGUAUCUCAUGUAGCUGCACAUUUUGAGUGGUGAAAGGUCAAGGUCAUCCUUCAAGGUCCUCAUCCUUCAAGGUCAAAGGUCAAAUAUAUGGGUCAAAAUCGCUCAUUUAAUGUACACUUUUGCAAUAUUUCAAUAUUCAAAAUAGCAACUUGAUGUUUGGCAUGCAUGUGUAUCUCAUGGAGCUGCACAUUUUGAGUGGUGAAAGGUCAAGGUCAUCCUUCAAGGUCAGAGGUCAAAUAUAUGUGGCCAAAAUCGCAAAUUUCUGAGUACUUUUGCAAUAUUGAAGAUAGCAACUUGAUAUUUGGCAUGCAUGUGUAUCUCAUGGAGCUGCACAUUUUGAGUGGUGAAAGGUCAAGGUCAUCCUUCAAGGUCAAAUAUAUGGGUCAAAAUUGCUCAUGUAAUGUCACUUCUUCAAUAUUAAAGCUAGCAAUUUUAUAUUUGACAUGCAUGUGUAUCUCAUGGAGCUGCACAUUUUGAGUGGUGAAAGGUCAAGGUCAUCCUUCAAGGUCAAACGUCAUAUACGGGGACAUGAUGUUUCACAAUGGUCUGUUGGUUUGCGCCAAUUUUAACCUUUGCAAUAACUUUUGCAAAAUUGAAGAUAGCAACUUGAUAUUUGGCAUGCAUAUGUAUCUCAUGGAGCUGCACAUUUUGAGUGGUGAAAGGUCAAGGUCAUCCUUCAGGGUCAAAGGUCAAAUAUAUGGGUCAAAAUCGCUCAUUUAAUGUACACUUUUGUAAUAUUUCAAUAUUCACGAUAGCAACUUGAUAUUUGGCAUGCACGUGUAUCUCAUGGAGCUGCACAUUUUGAGUGGUGUAAGGUCAAGGUCAAGGUCAUCCUUCAAGGUCAGAGGUCUAAUAUAUAUGGCCAAAAUCGCUCAUUUUUAAGGUCAUAUUUCAAGGUCAAAGGUCAAAUAUAUGGGAGGACAUAGUGCUUCACAAACAAAUCUUGUUAUAAGAUAAACUCACUGUUAACAUUACUUUGUACAAGCCAUUGUUAUAAAAAACAUUUCUUGUGUCAAUGCUUAAAUAUGUAUUAAAUUGUUAAAAUAAUGCACAGUAACAACUUCUGAAGAGAAAAAUAUACUUAAGGCAAUAGAAACACAUUGUUAUAUGAAAUGCUUUUUAUUAAGAACACCUACUUAAAAUUUGUUUAAUUUUGUUUUACAUUAUCUGAAGAAAAAAUAGAACCUUGUAAUUUGAAAUCAGUCAAUGAAAAAUUAAGGGAGUGUUGCCAUAUGCUAACAAUAGUCAAGAAGUGCAAUUGUCUCUAUUGGUAAUACAACAGAGCAAUACAAUUUGCUUAAACAAGAUUACAGCAUAAAGGGUGCCAUUCUUGGCUACGGGUGCAGUUUUGAAUACCAACCAAGCAGUGGUCUAAUGGUAAGAUGCUGGCUUAGGGAUCGAGAGGUCCCGGGUUCGAAUCCCGCCCUGACCGCUGGAAUUUCCUUGAGCAAGAAAUUUAUCCCACAACUGCUCCUCUCCACCUAGGUGUAUAAAUGGGUACCUGUGAGGGAAAUAAGCCAAUGUGCCGUGACUGCAUACUGCGCCAAGAUGUUAACGGACGACUUAUGACCCAGUGAUCAGGGAAAAACUGUAAAGCCCCUUUGAACGCACAUCUCGAGUAUGAAAAGGGCGCUAUAUAAAUGUGGUAUAAAAAAAAAAAAAAAAUUAAAGCUUAUCAGAAUUUAUUUGAGAAGUCACAGUGACUUGACCAUUGACCUAGUGACCCCAAAAUGGGUGUGGUGUGUAGAACUCAUCAAUGUGCAUCUACAUAUGAAGUUUGAAAGUUGUAGUUGGAAGCACUUUGAUUUUAGAGCCAAUGUUAAGGUUUUAGCACGACGCAGACGGCGGACGACACGACGAACUGGCUACGACAAUACCUCGGGUUUUCUCCGUUUAUACCGAGCUAAAAAUAAAAACUAAGAUGUCUGCUUUGCAAUUUCUUCAAAAAAUAGACACUUAUGAAUGUGCUUAUAUUAAACGUGAACAGUUUUGACAUAUUGCUUACGAUAACGUUUGACAUUUUAUUAGUUUUGUAAUAGCGUGUUUGACCUUUCGCAUUGACCAUCCCACAAUCCCACAUUUGCUUUCAGUGGGGCCAGUUUCUGUAAAUCUUCCACAACAAGUUCAGCAAAUGUUUUAUGACCAGAUUUCCUCAUAUUUGGGAGUGUUUAUAUUUAACUUUUAUUGAAUGCAUAAAACACGUUUGUUCUGUUUUUGAAUAGCUGAAAAUAGCUUGAUGUUUGUAAAUUGUGUGACAUGUUGUUCAAAUUGAUACAUAGAAAAAAACACAUUUUGCAUUUAUUUGUAUUUGUAGCUAAGCAACACAUGUUACCAAAUACAAAUUUAAGUAUUUGGUAUAAAUAUAUAAUGAUUUGCUAUAUUCGUAAUAUCGUAUGAAAUGCAAUUUUAAUUAUAAUGUGUUAAUAUGUUUGUCUACUCCAAAUAAUUAUUGUAUAUAAGUAAAUAUAGGGUAAAAAUGUCUAUGGAAAGUAUCCGUAGGCACGUUUCAAUUGCUUGUGUACCUCAUAUGGAUCAGGGUCUUUCUAAAUUAUUGCAUGAGUGUUAAUGCCUAUGUCUGAUUGUGUAAAUAUCUUCAAAUAUAUUUGUUAAGAGGAUUUUAAUAUUAAAAGAUAAACUAGUAUCUAAACUUUAACCGUGCAUCUUUUGCAUUUAUUUUAACGUGCUUAUAUUGUUUGGCUUACAGAGUUUAAUAUUGUCUAUAUUUGUGCGUACUUUUAUUGUGAUUGAUUUGGUAAGACAAAAUGCAUAUCACUAAUGCUGUUGUUUUUGUUUUAUGUUAUAUGUAAAUAAUUAAACAUGUUUAUUUUGGUGAUAUGUAUUUCCAAAUCUAAGUGUGUUGUUGCAUUCUCAAUAAAGUACAUAGCCAUACACGUGGAAUAGUAUUGCUAAGUGACAAUUUGUUGUCUUUACAAAUAAAAUCCGCAAGGAUUGUCGUUUCAAUUAUAUAUAGCUUUCCCCUAUUGAACCUGGGUAAAAACGUGACCGUGAGCUCAUUUUGUUUUAUGUUGACUGCCAAUAUAAUUAUAUAUAUAUAUAUAUAUAGAAAGAAAUUGUUCAAAAGGUGUAUCUUAUACCCUAGCGCUUUCGACUACACGUCUUCUUCAGGGGUGUAUACAGAUAUGAGUCCCCAGUGCGCAUGCACAAUAGAGGUUAACUUAUUGGCUUUCAGUCUUUGUUUUUUGAAGUUAUAUGUCGUUUUUUUAUUUUUUAUUUUUUAUUUAUGCAUAUUAAAAUUGUGUUAUAGACUGACGCCCGUAAUAUAAUUUAUAUCGAUGUUAUAAUAAAAAAUAUUAUAAUUUGCAGUGAACGUUUUGCAUUCAGUAUUGUGUCAUAUUUAUGCCCCCCUUCGAAGAAGAGGGGGUAUAUUGCUUUGCACAUGUCGGUCUGUGGGUCCAUCCACCAGGUGGUUUCGGGAUGAUAACUCAAGAACGCUUGUGCCUAGGAUCAUGAAACUUUAUAGGUUCAUUGAUCAUGACUCGCAGAUGACCCCUAUUGAUUUUGAUGUCACAAGGUCAAAUGUCAAGGUUACGGUGACCCGAAAUAGUAAAAUGGUUUCCGGAUGAUAACUCAAGAACGCUAUGGUCUAGGAUCAUGAAACUUGAUAGGUAGAUUGAUCAUGACUUGCAGAUGACCCCUAUUGAUUUUCAGGUCUUUAGGUCAAAGGGCAAGGUCACAGUGACCCGAAAUAGUAAAAUGGUUUCCGGAUGCUAACUCAAGAACGCUUAGGCCUAGGAUCAUGCAACUUGAUAGGUAGAUUCAUCAUGACUCGCAGAUGACCCCUAUUGAUUUUCAGGUCACUAGCACAAAGGUCAAGGUCACAGUGACCCGAAAUAGUAAAAUGGUUUCCGGAUGAAAACUCAAGAACGCUUAUGCCUAGGAUCAUGAAACUUCAUAGUACAUUGAUCAUGACUCGCAGAUGACCCCUUUUGAUUUUAAGGUCACAAGGUCAAAGGUCAACGUCACGGUGACCCGAAAUAGUAAAAUGGUUUCCGGAUGAUUACUCAAGAACGCUUAUGCCUAGGAUCAUGAAACUUCAUAGGUACAUUGAUCAUGACUCGCAGAUGACCCCUAUUGAUUUUAAGUCACAAGGUCAAAGGUCAAGGUAAUGGUGACCCGAAAUAGUAAAAUGGUUUCCGGAUGAUAACUCAAGAACGCUUAUGCCUAGGAUCAUUGAACUUGAUAGGUAGAUUGAUCAGGACUCGCAGUUGACCCCUAUUGAUUUUCAGGUCACUAUAUCAAAGGUCAAGGUCACAGUGACCCGAAAUAGUAAAAUGGUUUCCGGAUGAUAACUCAAGAACGCUUAUGCCUAGGAUCAUGAAACUUCAUAGUACAUUGAUCAUGACUCGCAGAUGACCCCUAUUGAUUUUAAGGUCACAAGGUCAAAGGUCAACGUCACGGUGACCCGAAAUAGUAAAAUGGUUUCCGGAUGAUAACUCAAGAACGCUUAUGCCUAGGAUCGUGAAACUUCAUAGGUACAUUGAUCAUGACUCGCAGAUGACCCCUAUUGAUUUUAAGUCACAAGGUCAAAGGUCAAGGUAACGGUGACCCGAAAUAGUAAAAUGGUUUCCGGAUGAUAACUCAAGAACGCUUAUGCCUAGGAUCAUUGAACUUGAUAGGUAGAUUGAUCAGGACUCGCAGUUGACCCCUAUUGAUUUUCAGGUCACUAUAUCAAAGGUCAAGGUCACAGUGACCAGAAAUAGUAAAAUGGUUUCCGGAUGAUUACUCAAGAAUGCUAAUUGCUACGAUCAUAAAACUUCAUAGGUACAUUGAUUAUGACUCGCAGAUGACCCCUAUCGAUAUUGAGGUCACUAGGUCAAAGGUCAAGUUCACGGUGACCCGAAAUAGUAAAAUGGUUUCCAGAUGAUAACUGAAGAACGCUUAUUCCUAGGAUCAUGAAACUUGAUAGGUAGAUUGACCAUGACUCGCAGAUGACCCGUUUUGAUUUUCAGGUCACUAGGUUAAAGGUCAAGGUCACGUUGACCCGAAAUAGUAAAAUGGUUUCCGGAUGAUAACUCAAGAACGCUUAUGGCUAGGAUCAUGAAACUUGAUAGGUAUAUUGAUCAUGACUGGCAGAUGAGCCCUAUUGAUUUUCAGGUCGCUAGGUCAAAGGUCAAGGUCACAGUGACAUAAAACAUAUUCACACAAUGGCUGUCACUACAACAGAGAUCCCAUAUGGGGGUCAUGCAUGUUUUACAAACAGCCCUUGUUAUUUUUCGUUUUAUGAUAAUGUACAUACACUUAUUAUAAUUGUGUGUUAUAAAAUGGCGCUUAAAAUGUUUAUUAUAUCGAUAUAACGUUUAAAUGAUUAAAAUGGAAGUUAGAAUUUA